Messenger RNA from Suillus paluster, 1354 nucleotides. Its product is annotated as phosphatase 2C-like domain-containing protein. Gene Ontology annotation, biological process: protein dephosphorylation. The record is from RefSeq and is a predicted model, not a curated record. The transcript is spliced from 10 exons. NCBI's taxonomy places the organism in Eukaryota, Fungi, Basidiomycota, Agaricomycetes, Boletales, Suillaceae. Gene Ontology annotation, molecular function: cation binding; protein serine/threonine phosphatase activity. The coding region runs from base 98 to 1312 and encodes 404 amino acids.
AUGGCAGACCGUUUUCCCACCUUUUUGCAGUACAAGGCUUUAACGCUUUGACUUUAUGCGUUAAGGCAAUAUUAUGCUCUCCAUCCCGUGACAGAGCAUGCAACGAAUAGCUUCCUUAUUCUUCCAGUCGUCCAAAUCCUUAAAGACGACAGUGUAUUCAUCCUCACGCCGGUAUCAUGACUUUCUUCGCUUCUCUACCCCAGGUGGCGCUGGUCGUGUACCACUUCAUUCACCCACCGUCAUAGGCGUGGCAUCCUCAAGAGGUACUCGCAGUCACCACGAAGACUAUUAUGCGUUUGCAUCAUUACUCUUAGAUCCUGAAGGGCUACGAGCAAGCUUGAAGAAAACCCUCGGCAUAGACUGGGCCCCAAAGAAUAUAAAUGACCCAUUAGCACGACAGGUAGUUUUUGUCGGCCUCUAUGACGGACAUGGUGGAUCCACAGUUUCCCAAUAUUUGCGCCAGGAGUUGCAUGGGUUAUUCGAAUCCGUCGACAAGAGUCACAUUCCUGAGUUGUAUCUGUGGAUAAAGGACCAAGGAGGUUAUUUCAAGAGGUUCCGCGGGGGCGCCCUUGCUCCCUGGAUACAUCAGUCAAAGUCAAAUGAUACACCUCCCUUGGAUCUCGAGGCACGUGCAACCCAGGCGUUCUUCGAAGUCGACCGGCUCCUCGCUAUUGAGAGUGAAGCCAAAACAUGUGGAGCAACAGCGUCUGUCGCGAUCCUCCACUCCCUUGAUACCCGCCCAUUCUUCUCCUCCACAAAACUUGUUUUGACAGUCGCUCAUGUUGGCGAUGCUCGAGUACUCCUUUGUCGUACCAACGACUGUCUAGUCCACCCGAUGACCGAGAAUCAUCACCCAGAUACCCUUAUGGAGGCCGCUCGUCUACGACGCAUGAUGGGUUCAUCACUUAUCACCGAUUCGUUCGGCGAGUCUCGCUGGAUGGGUGCUCUGGCGAAUACGAGAGCCCUUGGAGAUCUCAAGUGGAAGCGAUACGGCGUGACUCCAGAGCCAGAUGUUCGAACCAUGCUGCUGGAAGGCAAGAAGUGGGCAUACAUGAUCAUCGUCUCCGAUGGAGUGUCAUCCAUCCUAUCUGACCAAGAAAUCGUGGACGUUGCCCGAGGUGCACCUAGUCCAAAAAAAGCCGCCGACCAAAUUUUAUCAUGCUCUGAAGAGCUGGGUGGCGAGGACAAUGCAACGGUUGUAGUUGUGCCCUUGUCUGGUUGGGCGGAUAUUCAAGGACCCGACAGGACCCGCGCUCUUCGCGAGUAUCGAAGUCAACAAGCGAUUGGAAGUGAGCGUCAGAGGCGAAUGUGAUUUAGAGGACUCAUCAGUUAUACCCUCCAUUAGAGCAAAUAA